Molecule: messenger RNA, 4257 nt
Organism: Myotis davidii
Lineage: Eukaryota; Metazoa; Chordata; Mammalia; Chiroptera; Vespertilionidae
Gene: ZNF2
Product: zinc finger protein 2
Exons: 6
Coding region: 518-2899 (793 amino acids)
Biological process (GO): negative regulation of transcription by RNA polymerase II
Cellular component (GO): nucleus
Molecular function (GO): DNA-binding transcription activator activity, RNA polymerase II-specific; RNA polymerase II cis-regulatory region sequence-specific DNA binding; DNA-binding transcription repressor activity, RNA polymerase II-specific
Source: RefSeq, a predicted model, not a curated record
CUGCCUCAAGCGCAGCCCCGUCCUCGGAACCAAAUUCUGUGUCUCUCUGGCUCACAUCUCAGAACCAAAUUCCUGACCGCGGACAAGCUACCGCGGACAAGCUGAAACAGAAACAAGCCCCUUCCGAGCGCCAGAAGACUCGUGACCCAGAUGUCCCGGGCGGUGAGAACCAGAGGAAAGACACACUUCCCACCGGAGGACUGGAGGAAUGCGCCACCACGCGUGGUCAGCACUGCCAGGGUGACCACAGGCUCGGCACCCACACCCGCUGCCUCUCACUGCGGCACAGUCACGCCUCAGGGUCGCCAAUCCUUUCAGAGGCGCAGGCCGACGCAUGUUUCAUACGUCAUACUGAAGCGCGCCGGCCGCGGAGACUUCUGGGAAAUGCAGUCCGAACGAAGGCCGCGUUCUGAUUGUGCGCGCAGGCCCUUUGCGCAGACUCUGCCUUCCCGACCUGAUGAAGCGCCGUUUUCCUGGGUCCUGAGCGCCGAGUCCCGGAGGACUCUGCCCUUUCCUAAUGGAGAGCACCCAGGCGGGAACAGCUGCUGUGGCUCCAACUGCCAGGUGCCAGGAAUCAGUGACAUUCAUGGAUGUAGCUGUGACUUUCACAGAUGAAGAGUGGAGGCACCUGAUCCCUAUUCAGAGGGACCUCUACAAGGAGGUGAUGCUGGAGAACUAUCAGAGCAUCAUCUCAGUCGGACUUCCAGUUCCUCAACCUGAUGUGAUUUUCCAGUUUAACAGAGAGGAUAAACCUUGGAUAAUUGAUCUUCACGGACCUGAUGAAGGAAGAUGGCCAGAGAACAUUUCUCUAGACUGGGAGACAAAGCCUGAGAUUCAAGGUGAGAUUCAAAGUGAUUCAGAAGAAAAGUCAGAAGGAAUGUCAGUGGAACAGCUUGGAAGAAAAAGUCCUCUGUGUCCUAAAUUGGAAGUUCAUGCACUAGAAGGUGGAUUGGAAACAGAGAAGGAAAGUCCCAUAGUGGAGAUUUGUAAGAAAUCCUUUUCCCAGGAGGAAAGCUUGCAGCAAGGGUUAACCCGUCCCAAGAAAAUUCUCACUAAAGACAGAGACCAGGAAUGCAGUGAUUGUGGGAAGACCUUUUUUGACCACUCAUCCCUUAUCCGCCAUCAGAAGACUCACACGGGAGAGAAGCCCUAUGACUGUCAUGAGUGUGGGAAAGCUUUUUACAACCGUUCAGCUCUAACUGUACAUCAGCGAGUUCACACUGGAGAGAAGCCCUUUAAAUGCCGUGAGUGUGGGAAAGCUUUCAGUCGUAGGUGCAGUCUCAGCAGACACUUGAUGUCUCAUACUGGGGAGAGCCCCUACGAAUGCAGCACAUGUGGAAAAGCCUUUUUUGACCGUUCAUCCCUAACUGUACAUCAGCGAAUUCACACUGGAGAGAAACCAUUUAAAUGCAGCGAGUGUGGGAAAGCCUUCUUUGACCGUUCAUCCCUCACUCGACACCAGAGAAUUCAUACUGGAGAAACUCCUUAUGAAUGUAGUCAGUGUGGGAAAGCCUUCAGCCAGAAAAGCAUUCUUACUAGACACCAGCUCAUCCAUACCGGCCGGAAGCCUUAUGAAUGUACUGAGUGUGGGAAAGCCUUCUAUGGUAUCUCAUCACUGAACAGACAUCAAAAAGCUCAUGCUGGAGAGCCUCACUUCCAGUGCAGUGAGUGUGGGAAAGCGUUCUUUGACCGCUCAUCCCUUACACAGCAUCAGAAGAUUCACACUGGAGACAAGCCCUAUGAAUGCAGUGAGUGUGGGAAAGCCUUUAGCCAGAGAAGUCGGCUUACACGACAUCAGAGGGUUCAUACAGGAGAGAAACCCUUUGAAUGCAGCGUAUGUGGGAAAGUGUUUAGUUCUAAAUCAUCAGUUAUUCAGCAUCAACGGCGCUAUCAAGGAGAAAGACUACGUAACUGUGAUUCAUUGAAAAAGAACCUAAAACAAAAUUCAGAUCUAAUGAGGCAUAAGAGAAUUUGUGCAGGGAAAAAACCCUGGAAGUGUAAUGAGUGUGAGAAAGCCUUUAGUUACUACUCAGCUUUUGUUUUGCAUCAGAGAAUUCACACAGGAGAAAAGCCCUAUGAGUGUAAUGAGUGUGGCAAAGCCUUUAGCCAGAGCAUACACCUUACUCUCCACCAGAGAAUUCAUACCGGAGAAAAGCCCUACAAAUGUCACGAAUGUGGGAAAGCCUUUAGUCACCGAUCAGCCCUUAUUCGCCAUCACAUAAUUCACACUGGAGAGAAACCCUAUGAAUGCAAUGAAUGUGGGAAGGCCUUUAAUCAGAGCUCAUAUCUCACUCAACAUCAGCGAAUCCACACUGGAGAGAAACCUUAUGAGUGUAAUGAAUGUGGGAAGGCCUUCAGCCAAAGCACAUUUCUUACCCAGCAUCAGGUCAUUCACACUGGAGAGAAACCCUACAAGUGUAAUGAAUGUGGGAAAGCUUUCAGUGAUCGUUCAGGCCUCAUCCAGCACCAGAGAACUCAUACUGGGGAGAGGCCUUAUGAGUGUAAUGAAUGUGGGAAAGCCUUUGGCUACUGUUCAGCCCUGACUCAACACCAGAGAACUCACACAGGGGAGAAACCCUAUAAAUGCAGUGAUUGUGCCAAAGCCUUCAGUGACCGCUCAGCCCUCAUCCGUCAUCAAAGAACACACACUGGGGAGAAACCUUACAAGUGUAAUGAUUGUGGGAAAGCCUUCAGCCAGAGCUCAUCUCUCACAAAGCACCAGAAAACUCACACUGGAGAAAAACCUUAUAAGUGUAAGGAAUGUGGAAAAGCCUUCAGCCAGAGUUCAUCCCUUUCUCAACAUCAGAAAACUCAUGCUGGAGGGAAAACCAAAGAAUAUGGAAAAGUCUUUAGUGAGCAUUCAGCCUUUGGCCAGCAAAAUAGAAUUCAUAAUGGUUAAAGACUGUAAAUUUUUUCCUGGGUGUGACUAAUCAUCUGAGUAGUUAUCUCAAUCAACAAUUCUUGAGGGGACAAUUGUUGAUUGAGAUAACUACUCAGAUGAUUACUCAUAUCCAGGGAAAAAUGAGACCUGUGAGUUACCUAGUCACAAAGUUCCCAUGAGGGCAGCUUCCCCUGAAUCCACAGCACAUUGGCCUGGCAGUUCACUUUUGCACUUUGUGUCUUUUAGAUCUUGCUUAUUGAGACAUCUACUGAAAAUCGUUAAUUACCAGGGUCAGACCUGUAGCCUAGAAAGGGGGAGUACAAAGAGGCCUUUGAUGUUUUCUGUGUUUUAAGCUGAGUUACUUGAUAAUGCGCUUAUUUAUGAAGAUUUACCUUCAUUGUAUGUAGUUUGUACUUUAGACUUUUUCAUACCAUAGUAAAAUUUAGUUGUAGGCCUGAACUGACACUGAAUAUUAGGUUGUGAAAAUUUGAAAAGACUUUGAAAUACUUGCCUUUCACCAUUUUAUUCUUGGGUAGAAGAAGAUGACAUGAUAUAUUUUUUAAUUGAAACUUUGAAGGUUAUUAUUAGAAACGUUUUGAGUGCUGUGUUUUUAAUUUUUGAAUUUGACUAAGAUAUAUCGUUGUGUAGAUUUCUUUGAAUUUAUCCUGUUAGCUUGAAUCUGUAGGUUUAUGUCUUUUGUUAAAUUGGGGGAAUUUUCAGCUAUCAUUUCUUUGAAUACAUUUUCAGCCUCCACCUCCCAAACCUCUCCUUCCAGGAUGCUGAAACAAAUGUUAUGUCGUUGCUUGUAAUAUCACAGGUUCCUGAGACUCUAUUCAUUGUUUUUCACUAUAUGUUUAUCUUAAUCUGCUCAGGCUGUCAUUAAAAUAACAUGCCAUAGACUGGGUGGUUCAAACAACAGAAAUUUAUUCCUCAGAAUUAUGGAGGAUGUAAGUCCAAGAUCAAGGUGUCAGCUUCGGUCUCUGGUCCUGGAUCUCUUCCUGGCUUUCUUGCCUGCCGUAUCCUUACAUGGCCUUUCCUUGAUGUAUGCCUGUGGAAAGAGGCAAGAUCUCUCUUCCUUAGCUUUAAAGGCCACCAGUCCUAUCAGAUUAGGACCCCAACCUUAUGACCUCAUUUAACCUUAAUUACCUCUAAAAAGUCCUUUCUCCAAAUACUGUCACAUUUGGAAGUAGCAUUCAGCAUAUGAAUUUGGGAGGGACACAAUUCAUAGCAUUUGCCCCUGGCCCCCCAAAUUCACAUUCUUCUCACAUGCAAAAUACAUUCAUUUCAUCCCAACAACUCUCAAAAGUCUUAACUUAUGCUAGCAUCAACUCUAACGUCCACAGUUUCACCUACAUAUCAUGUAAAGCAGGUAUGGG